AUGUCCGAACGUAGGACAUCUCCUCCUUUGGAUCACCCCAUUACAACAGCAGCCGUCGGCUUUGGAUCGGGCCGCACCCAGGCUUCGUCAUUUCCCAGUCUCUCACUCAUCACUCACAUACCACAGACUCGUAGUGACCCACCUCAAGAGGAUCAAGAGCUUCAGCCUUCAACUUCCGAUCCGCUUCAAGUGCUCAACAGCGCCCCGCACUUUGCAGCUACUGAGCGCCAGUCGCCACCCUCUGAAAGCCAGCUCACCCCUUUAUCCCCGAUCAUCAGAUCCGAGAGUGCUUUCGUCUAUUACGAAUCAAGCAACCAGGAGAACCAUUCUGAGCCCCUCACGUCCGGCGCUUCGAUCUAUUUCACUUCAGGUGUGACCGAACAAACUACUGACUCGUAUCAACCAGACAUCGCUUUUAGAGGGUCCGAUAAUAUCGCUGACGAAUCCUCUGACCACUCGCCGGCAUCAGAAUCACCCCAUACCAACGACCACGGAUACGAAGACUGUGACAACCCAAGCUCUAAAUUACAAGCCAUAGAUCCAGAAUACGAAUAUUUCCAGGAUUCGGAAAACGAGGAAGAUUGCGCAAACCCCGAGUACGAAUUCUUUGACCCAGAAGACUCUGAUUGUGACAUGGCCCUGAACAUAGACGACAAGAAGGCUCUCUUCGAACAACAAAACCACUACUACAACGAUGAAGCAGCAAGGAACCGCGGCCGUCAGGUCAUCGAGACUGCCACCAAUAUCAUAGCUGCGCCUCGUGGAUCUCCUACUGCUAAGCAGACGACUCCUUCAAUCCAUCAAGCUAUUCACAAUCGUCCCAAGCUCAACGAGAGCGUGCUUCAAGACGGCCUACUGAACGCUCUUUUCAAGGCGUCGCGAAUGGUGCGAAAAGCGAGUGUUCCUCCCAGCAAACCUUUCGAUCUCUAUGACUACGAGCCAGAGCCCCGCGCGUGGACCAAGGACUACCUUGGCCGAAAGACUCGAGCCAAUUUUCACCAGAAGAGUGUUCCGCAAAUGAAACCUCCGGCUGGUACAUUCGAUGCGUUCUUUGCAGAAGACCCGAAACUAAAAACACCUAUCCCUGAUCUUACGUGGGGACUCUGUGAAACGCUACUCAAUGUAGCAAGAGACAGGUGGCCAAAACUUUCCAAAACAUACAACGCCUCCGUGACGAAGGGUCUGUUCCACGCUUUCUGUAGUAUGGACAUAAAGACUCUCAACCGUCCGACCGGUGAAUUGCAACUACAGUGUGCAAUGGCAGGCUCUGCCAUGGUGUGGAAUAAGGUGCAGUGGGACGCGCAAAUCAAUGACCAGCCUAUUCCGAAGGGCCAUGACGAUGACCAAAAGAUCGAGAAAGGAUCGGGCUCGUCGAUCCCAGGUCUUACCUCAUUUGUCUUCACGUGUGGCGUUAGUCCUUCACAUGCUACGAUAUACGUCAAUUGGAGAGAGGACUGGGAUAAUGGAGCGGUGUAUUGGCACACAACUCCGAUAGGAUGGUAUGGUACUGAAUAUGGCGCUGACCAGCAGACGGCCGCGUUUCAAAGAGCACUCACCAACAUACAUGAUUGGGGCGUCGGACCGCGUGCGGACGUGAUCUAUCGACAAGCCCAGAAGCAGGCCAAGAGAAAGGCACCCAAGGACUAUGAGAUGCCUCUACCUGAGAGGAAACGGCUGGAAUUGAUAAAUGAUGAGCAUGCUAGUGGCUCCAACUAA
Bacidia gigantensis is the source of this 1716-nucleotide messenger RNA. RefSeq lists its product as uncharacterized. Bases 1 to 1716 code for a protein of 571 amino acids. The transcript is spliced from 3 exons. NCBI's taxonomy places the organism in Eukaryota, Fungi, Ascomycota, Lecanoromycetes, Lecanorales, Ramalinaceae. The record is from RefSeq and is a predicted model, not a curated record.